Messenger RNA from Ctenopharyngodon idella (grass carp), 1553 nucleotides. RefSeq names its product CWC25 spliceosome associated protein homolog (gene cwc25). The record is from RefSeq and is a predicted model, not a curated record. Bases 227 to 1408 code for a protein of 393 amino acids. NCBI's taxonomy places the organism in Eukaryota, Metazoa, Chordata, Actinopteri, Cypriniformes, Xenocyprididae. Gene Ontology annotation, biological process: mRNA splicing, via spliceosome. The transcript is spliced from 9 exons. Gene Ontology annotation, cellular component: U2-type spliceosomal complex.
UAUUAGUGAAGUAAUGUAGGGAAGAGUGAAUGAGGGUAUAGGGGGCGAUUUCGGACACAGCACAGGACUUUUAUUUUGCAACUGCAUUGUUGAACCGGAUGUACGUUCGAGCUUCGUUCCACAACCAAAUGGAAUUUUAGAUACACGCAAUCGACAUUAGAAUUGAGUGUUUGAAAUAAUCAGUUUUAAAACAUUAUAAUAUUAUUAGUAUAGCGGCCUCAACAACAUGGGAGGUGGUGACCUUAACUUAAAAAAGAGUUGGCAUCCGCAAACUCUGAAAAACAUCGAGCGAGUGUGGAAAGCGGAGCAGAAACAUGAGGCGGAAAGGAAGAAGAUCGAGGAACUGCAGAAGGAGCUAAAAGAGGAGCGAGCCCGAGAAGAGAUGACCAGAUAUGCGCAAGAGACAGGCGCUGUUAAGAAGAAAGACGACCGUUUGGACUGGAUGUACCAGGGUCCAGCGGGACAGAUCUCUCGGGAGGAAUACCUUCUCGGUCGCCCCAUUGAUAAGCAGAUCACCCAGCAGUAUGAGGAGCCUGAGAGUGGUCCAUCAGCUGAGACAGGCCUUCUGCCUGGUUCCAUAUUUAACCCCACAGGUUCUGCCUCUACUAAUGAUAUGGCUGCUAAGAUCAGAGAAGACCCUCUUUUUGAGAUCCGCAAACGGGAGGAGGAGAAGAAGAGAGGAGUUCUUACAAAUCCUGUUAAAAUGAAAGAAAUCCAAAAGAUGUUGCGUCACAAUCUUGAGAAGGAGAAAAAGAAGAAACGUAAAAGGGAGAAAAGAGAGGAGAAAGAGAGGAGGAAGGAGAAAAAGCACAGAAAGAGGAGUUCAAGCUCUGAUGAGGAGGACCAGAAGCAUAGGUCAAAAGAGGAACGAUCAGAUGUCACAACAUCUAAUGGACAUCUUAAAUCAGGCUAUGGACUUCAAUUACCAGAAAAUAGAUCCCAUCACUCUUCAGUAUCUAACCACACAAAUCAUCAUUCAAGAGACAGGAGUCGAUCCCCAUUUGCUCAUAAAGCAGACAGGGGCAAUCAUUCCUCUCGAGAGUCAGAGGGAAGACCUAAAACCAAAGACCCCAGCCCACAGAGACACAAGGACCGCCAUCAAAGACAGAAGUACACCAAUUACAGCAAGCGCCUCUCAGCUGAAGAGUUGGAGAAGAAGAGAAGGGAAAUGAUGGAUUUUGCCCGCGAAAGGGAGAUCGAAAGGGAAAAUAAUGUGAAGAGAUAUAAGCGACAAGAGGAACAGGAGAAAGCCAGAGACAGCGCCAAACAGGACCGUCAUGCUUGCUUCUUACAUGACAUGAAGCUAGAGAGUGCUGCCACGUCAUCUCUGGAGGACCGUGUGAAAAGAAACAUUCACUCCAUUCAGAGGACCCCUGCUGCUCUGGAGAAGAACUUCAUGAGAAGAUGAAGAGAACAUAAAAAUACGUACAUGGAACCUCUCUGAGAUACCUCUCUGUCUUUUGUAUUCUACUGGUUUAAGAUUGUUUUAAAGUUUGACAUUUUUAUUGAGGCUCAUGCUUGUAAAUAAAAUGCAAAGGGCUUUGUCAUCAGCA